Messenger RNA from Seminavis robusta, 891 nucleotides. The record is from the annotation of a GenBank genome assembly. NCBI's taxonomy places the organism in Eukaryota, Bacillariophyta, Bacillariophyceae, Naviculales, Naviculaceae.
AUGACCACUCCGCUCACCAACUCAAGCCACCACCCCAUGCCUCACGAAGAUGCUAGUAUUGCCGACGAAUGGCAUCAAGGCAACAUGCGCAGUUCGCAACGGGCUCCUGGCACGCCAACUCCACUGACGGCGGGAUCCACACACCAAGACAGUCAUGACAUUCGCCCCCCAGAAGAAACAGUGGCCUUUCCUGGCCCCGAGAAGAGCAACCACGACGAUAGCAGCAGUUUCGAAACAGUGGGCAAUAUUGAAACUCAUGACAACGACAACGACGACGACGAUGGGUGGGAAGAUGGAGCUGACGAUUGGAGUGAAGAAGCCGACGGAACUCGGAACGGUAGUAGUAACAUGGCAGCCACCACCAACGAAGCCAGUACGGUCCACACGCACGAACUGUACUACGACCACAGCGAACAGCCGCUUCCCGAACAGGCACCGGAUCCGUCUCACCACACAGCAACAGACAGCAGCAGUCGUUCCCCAGACGAGCAUGAAGAUCAUCAUGACGAUCGAAAUUUCAUUCACAAUGAGAACGAGGGAGCAGCAAAUGGUUAUGAUGGCGAGGAGGAUAGUUUCACGGAGGAACCCGAAUCGGCACCAUUGCAUCCAGCCAGUGUCUACGACAACAACAACAAAAAUCAGACUGGACAGGAAGAGUUUCAAUCCAGAAAUGCUUCAUACGACUCCAAAGGUGGUCCCAAUCCAGCCUUUCUAUUCUGUGGAUGGAUGUUGAUGCUCCUUUCCGUCAUCUUUUCCAUUUUGGCAAUUGUGUAUCGAAAUGCCGGAAGCUCUGGUGGUGAUAAACCCAGGUUUCGUGUGGUGACGCCACCGCCUCAAGCAGCAACGCCAAUUCCUACAGAAGCUCCAGCAACAACUCCCUCGCCACAAUAG